Messenger RNA from Purpureocillium takamizusanense, 3517 nucleotides. It is a transcript of the gene PYK1, whose product is annotated as Pyruvate kinase. Gene Ontology annotation, molecular function: potassium ion binding; magnesium ion binding; pyruvate kinase activity. Gene Ontology annotation, cellular component: cytoplasm. Bases 384 to 1841 code for a protein of 485 amino acids. The record is from RefSeq and is a predicted model, not a curated record. Gene Ontology annotation, biological process: glycolytic process. The transcript has a single exon. Lineage: Eukaryota; Fungi; Ascomycota; Sordariomycetes; Hypocreales; Ophiocordycipitaceae.
CCCUUCCGGAUCUGCCGCUUCUUUCGCUUGUCUUGCCUUGCGGUCGCCCUGAGACAAACCACGGCGCCGACCGCCCGCGUUCCCAACCACAACACCUUCACGCUCUUCCGCCGCCCUCUCUUCCCUCAGCACCAUGGCCGCUCCCAACCCCAACCGCUCGCGCUCAUUUAGCAUCAUGGCCGCGGCGCAGCAGGAUCAUCUUGACGUCGGUGGCCGCAUCAACUGGCUCGCCUCGCUCAACACGGCGUACAGCCCCGAGCACAACUACCGCCGCUCCUCCAUCAUCUGCACCAUCGGGCCCAAGACCAACUCGGUCGAGGCUAUCAACCGCCUCCGCGAUGCCGGCCUUAACGUUGUCCGCAUGAACUUUUCCCACGGCUCGUAUGAGUACCACCAGUCCGUCAUCGACAAUGCCCGCAAGGCCGUCGACACCCACCCUGGCCGCCCCGUUGCCAUUGCUCUCGACACCAAGGGCCCCGAGAUCCGCACUGGUAACACCAAGAACGACGAGGAUAUCCCCAUCGCCGUUGGCAAAGUCCUCAACAUCACCACCGACGACAAGUAUGCCACGUCGUGCGACACUGACAACAUGUGAGUCUAGUCCCCUUUGCUCUUCCCGGCAGCUCCUCUGCCCGACGCGCAGACCAGGGUCGCUGACCAUCCAACUCGGCAGGUACGUCGACUACAAGAACAUCACAAAGGUGAUCCAGCCUGGUCGCAUUAUCUACGUCGAUGAUGGCGUCCUCGCCUUCGAUGUGCUCGCCAUCAAGGACGAAAAGACCAUUGAGGUUCGUGCCCGCAACAACGGCUUCAUUUCCUCCCGGAAGGGUGUCAAUCUGCCCAACACCGACGUCGAUCUGCCUGCCCUCUCCGAGAAGGACAAGGCCGACCUCAAGUUCGGUGUUAAGAACAAUGUCGACAUGGUCUUCGCCUCCUUCAUCCGUCGUGCCCAGGACAUCAAGGACAUCCGCGCCGUUCUCGGCGAGGAGGGCAAGCAGAUCCAGAUUAUUGCCAAGAUCGAGAACCGCCAGGGUCUCAACAACUUCAAGGAGAUCCUCGACGAGACCGAUGGCGUCAUGGUUGCCCGUGGCGACCUGGGCAUCGAGAUCCCCGCCGCCGAGGUGUUCGCCGCACAGAAGAAGCUCAUUGCCAUGUGCAACAUUGCCGGCAAGCCCGUCAUUUGCGCCACGCAGAUGCUCGAGUCCAUGAUUAAGAACCCUCGUCCGACCCGCGCUGAGAUCAGCGAUGUCGGCAACGCCAUCACCGACGGCGCUGACUGCGUGAUGCUUUCGGGCGAGACGGCCAAGGGCAACUACCCCGUCGAGGCCGUGCGCGAGAUGCACGAGGCCUGCCUCAAGGCCGAGAACUCCAUCCCCUACGUUUCCCACUUUGAGGAGAUGUGCACUCUUGUGAAGCGCCCCGUUCAGACUGUAGAGUCGUGCGCCAUGGCUGCGGUUCGCGCCUCGCUUGACCUCGGCGCCGGCGGCAUCAUCGUGCUGUCCACCUCUGGCGAGUCGGCGCGGCUGCUCUCCAAGUACCGCCCGGUGUGCCCCAUCUUCAUGGUGACGCGCAACGCCACGACGUCGCGCUUCAGCCACCUGUUCCGAGGCGUCUACCCGUUCCUGUUUCCCGAGGCCAAGCCCGACUUCGAAAAGGUAAACUGGCAGGAGGAUGUCGACAGGCGCAUCAAGUGGGCCGUCAACCAUGCCCUUGAGCUUGGCACCCUCACCAUUGGUGAUACCGUUGUCGUGGUCCAGGGAUGGAAGGGCGGCAUGGGCAACACCAACACGCUUCGCAUUGUCCGGGCAGACCCCGAACACCUGGGCAUCGGCCAGCUGUGAGAUGGUUACGACUGUUGGUAAGCUUUCACUGAUGCUGCCGCUUGAGCAUGGUGUCGCCUGGUCGUUGGGACUCAAGGAGACGUCGGUUGUCAUAGAGGCUGGGUUGCUACAUAUUUACGAUACGAGGACCGGCACAGCGGGUUUAGAAUGGCCACGGGCUUGGCUACAGUAUGAGUGCGUACGAAUUGGUAGCCCGGCAAAAAAAAAGAGGAAAAGAUUGAUUCAAGCAUGAGACAAACCAGUGCUACGGGGCCGUUGAAGUGGACAGGGGCUGACAUCCAUCAGCCACGCGAUUGAUAUUGGCAACUUUCAGCAGGUCUACUAUCGUGUCGGUCGGGGCUCCAACCCCCCAAGCCAUGCCUAGAGGUUCUUGAUUUCAAAUUUGUGGCGCAAGUACUCGCCGUAGCGUAUGAAUAGCCAUGGGGCAGGCAACAUGAGCAUGGCGAUGAAGCCCAGAAGCGAAUUGCCCCAGCCGAGGCCGAGGCGGUCGUACAUGGGGAGGCCCGCAAGGGGCAGCACGGCGCCGGCCACGGAGCGGACGACGGCGUUGGCAGCAAGGGCGGAGGCCGCGUAGAGGGUGAAGGAGUCGACGAGGUACAUCUGGAGGCUCAUGAAGAUGACGAGGUUGCCUACGCCGAUGACGGCGGUGCCGAUGAUGGGGGCGAUCCAGUGGACAUGGUGCUCGGCCGUCCAGCCAUAGAUGAAGAGGCCGGCGGGGAGGAGGAAGGCGCCGAUCUUGAGCGGCGGGAGACGGUAUUCGGGCUUGAUACCUGGCUCACGAAGUUGGCUCGCGGUACCUGCCGGCGGCGUAGUGACUGCAACUGCAGCGCUCCGUGUCUCGUCCGUUGCUGGAGUGGGCGCAGCAGUGGUGGUGGUGGUGGCGGCGGCGGCGGCGGCGGCGGCGGCUACUGCAGCAGCAUCACGAGCGGCCCUCUUCUUCAUAUACGCAUCACUCGAGACGGAAAAGUAGGCAACACCCAGGAGGCUGCCGACACCGAGUCCGAGGAAGACGAGGCCGGCAUGAACCGUGUUGAAGCCGUAGAUGCGCAUGAAGAGUGGGGUGAGACUCGUGAACAUGAGGUAGAGGUAGGCGUAGGCGAUGCCGACGUAGAUGUUGCAGAUGAUGCAGACUGGGGACAGGGCGAGCAUCUUGAAGGGGCGGAGGAUGCCGCGCCUGAAGUAGUCGGCGGGCGAGAGGCCCGGGUCGAGCUUGGACCGCAGCCGCGGGUUGCCCGUCUCCUUGCGCAGGCGGGCGGCGUGCCGCUCGAGGAUGACGGGGGCGUACGUCUCGCGCCCAAAGGCGAGGAAGACGAGGGCGAGGACGGUGGCGAUGAUGGCAAUGAUCCAAAAGACCCAACGCCAGCCGAGAGCGUCGGCGACAACGCCGCCCACGACGGGGCCGAUGAUGGGGCCAAGCAAGGGGCCGAUGGCGAAGCUGGCCAUGGCCGCGCCGCGCUUCUCCUGGACGAUCAUGUCGGCGAUGGUGCCGCCGCCGUUGGUAAUGGGCGCUGACCCGAAGACGCCCGACAGGAAGCGGAAGGCGAUGAGGGCGGACAGCGACGGUGCCUUGGCGCAGGCGAUGAGGAAGGCUGUGAGGACACACGUCAGUCAGUGGUGUUUGAUUCUCUUGGCUCGCUUUUCGCUUGUAGCAGCAGCAGCAGGAGCAGCAGCAAACG